Gadus chalcogrammus (walleye pollock) is the source of this 4093-nucleotide messenger RNA. Its product is annotated as NACHT, LRR and PYD domains-containing protein 12-like. Bases 131 to 4093 code for a protein of 1320 amino acids. The transcript is spliced from 14 exons. Gene Ontology annotation, molecular function: protein binding. The record is from RefSeq and is a predicted model, not a curated record. Lineage: Eukaryota; Metazoa; Chordata; Actinopteri; Gadiformes; Gadidae.
ACAAGGGCAGUGCGGUUAUGUUGUGGGGUUCAUAUCGAUGGUCUAUGACGUCCAUAAUGCUUUAGUGUGAAGCAGUCACAAAGAUCUUCUCUCUCAAUAAACAGCUAAAGUUCAAAAGGCAAUUGAAGUGAUGGAUGAGUUGUGUUUGUGUCCAGGUCUCCAGUCUACUAUGGAUGAGGAGAGAGAAGAGGGGGGUCCUACCUCUAAGACCACUCUGUCUGGGGAACAUGGCCGCCGGAGCAAAGCUAAGAGCCCAGAGAAGCAGGAGAGAACAGACCCCCCUGGACCCAGCUGUGUCUCCAUGAAGAGUGGCUGGUCUAUGGAUAAUCCUCUUAGUUUUAAAGAUGGAAAUCAGUCUAUCAAGAAGAGUAGAGUCCAGCAGGAGAGAGCAGACUCCCCUGGACCCAGCUGUGUCUCCAUGAAGAGUGACCACUCUAUGGAUGUACCAUUGUUGUUUAAAGAUGGACGUCCCUCCAGCGAGGAGAGCCCAGAGCAGCAGCAGAGAGCAGACUCCCCUGGACCCAGCUGUGUCUCCAUGAAGAGUGACCACUCUAUGGAUGUACCAUUGUUGUUUAAAGAUGGACGCCCCUUCAGAGAGGAGAGCCCAGAGCAGCAGAGAACAGAUUCCCCUGGACCCAGCUGUGUCUCCAUGAAGAGUGACCACUCUAUGGAUGUACCAUUGUUGUUUAAAGAUGGACGCCCCUUAAGAGAGGAGAGACACCAGAUGACGUCAAAGGUUACCAGUGCUCAGUCUCUACAGCAACAUCAAACAGAGCUGAUCAAGAGGGCUGAGGAGAACGCACACGCUUUUCUAGACAAGGAGCUGAAGAAGCUCUGGAGGGAUCUCUUCUCAGAUUACCCACAAUGCUCAGAGAGUCAGAGGGAGGAGGAGGAGGAGGAGGAGGUGGAUGAUAAGAAGGAGGAGCAGAGGAGGCGCGCCAUAGAGGGAGUGGUGGACAUCACAAUCCUCUGCCUGAUGGAAAUGAACCAGGAGGAACUGGCCGACACACUGUGGGGCGGAGCUGCUGCUGUCGAGUGCCAACAUAAAAUCAAGACUCAUUCGAAGAAGAAGUUCAAGUGUGUGUUUGAGGGAAUCGCUAAAGCAGGUCAUUCAACACCUCUGAAUGACGUCUACACAGAGAACUUCAUCACAGAGAGAGGCAGUGGAGAGGUCAACAAGGAACAUGAGGUCAGACUGAUUGAAACCGCUUCCAGGAAACCAGUCAAUGAAGGAACACCAAUCAAAUGUGCCGACCUCUUUAAACCCUUACCUGGACACGAUCAACCAAUCAGGACAAUAAUGACAACUGGAGUGGCCGGUAUUGGUAAAACCAUCUUAACACACAAGUUCAUCCUGGACUGGGCUGAAAAACAAGCCAACCACGACAUCCACUUUACAUUUCUCCUCACUUUCAGAGAGCUGAAUUUACUGAAAGGGGAACAUUUUAGCUUGGUGGAACUACUUCAUCACUUCUGUAUUGAGACCAAAGAAGCAGGAAUCUGCAGAUACGACCGGUUCCAAGUUGUCUUCAUCUUGGAUGGACUGGAUGAGUGUCGACUUCCUCUGGACUUCCAGAACAACAAGAUAUGGAAUGAUGUCACAAAGUCCACCUCGGUGGACAUGCUGCUGACAAACCUCAUCAGGGGCCACCUGCUUCCCUCUGCUUGCGUCUGGAUAACCACACGCCCUGCGGCAGCCAAUAAGAUCCCUGCUCAUUGUGUUGACAUGGUGACAGAGGUGAGAGGGUUCACCGACCAACAGAAGGAGGACUACUUCAGGAAGAGAUUCAAAGAUGAGACGCUGGCCAGCACAAUCAUCACCCACGUCAAGAAAUCACGAAGCCUCCACAUCAUGUGUCACAUCCCAGUAUUCUGUUGGAUCACUGUUACAGUCCUGGAGGACAUCUUCAAAACAUCCCAGAUAGGAGAAGAGACGCCCAAGACCGUGACUCAGAUGUACAGCCACUUCCUGAGGGUUCAGUCCAUACAGGGGGACAGGAAGUACCAUGGGAGGGCUGAAACGGAUCCAGACUGGAGCUCAGAGAGCUGGGAGAUCAUUGUUUCUCUGGGAAAACUGGCUUUUAACCAGCUGGAGAGUGGCAACCUGAUCUUCUACGAGGCAGACCUGGUAAAGUGUGACAUUGAUAUCAGAGCAGCCUCAGUGUACUCAGGAGUGUUCACCCAGAUCUUUAAAGAGUGUGGGCUGUACCUGGACAAGGUGUUCUGCUUUGUCCAUCUGAGCCUCCAGGAGUUUCUGGCUGCUCUUUAUGUCUUUUGGUCCUUCAUCCACAAUGGUGUCAAUCUGCUCUCAGAAGAACCAGCAACCUCCAGUGAAGAUGAACUCCUCCUCUACCAGAGUGCUGUGGACAAGGCCUUACAGAGUGAGAACGGACACAUGGACUUGUUCCUCCGCUUCCUCCUGGGCCUCUCUCUGGAGACCAAUCAGAUUCUCCUACGAGGUCUGCUGGGACAGACAAGAAGUAGCUCACAGACCAACAAGGGAACAGUGUCUUACAUCAAGCAUAAGUUAGAUGGUAAUCUCUCUCCAGAGAGAAGCAUCAAUCUGUUUCACUGUCUGAAUGAGCUGAACGACCGUUCUCUAGUGGAGGAGAUCCAACAGUCCCUGACAUCAGGAAGUCUCUUCGAAACGCAUGUCUCUCCUGCUCAGUGGUCAGCUCUGGUCUUCAUCUUACUGACAUCAGAAGAGGAGCUGGACGUGUUUGACCUGAAGAAAUACCAAGCUUCAGAGGAGGGUCUUCUGAGGCUGCUGCCAGUGAUCAAAGCCUCCAAAAGAUCACUGCUGAAUGGCUGUCGUCUGUCAGAGGAAUGCUGUGAAGCUCUGGCCUCAGUUCUCAGCUCCAACUCCUGUAGUCUGACAGAGCUGGACCUGAGUACCAAUUAUCUGCAGGAUUCAGGAGUGAAGCUGCUCUCUGCUGGACUAGGGAGUCCACACUGUACACUGGAAACUCUCAGGCUGAAUGGCUGUAAUCUGUCAGAGAGAUGCUGUGAAGCUCUGGCCUCAGUUCUCAGCUCCAACUCCUGUAAUCUGAGAGAGCUGGACGUGAGUUCCAACGAUCUGCAGGAUUCAGGAGUGAAGCUGCUCUCUGCUGGACUGGGGAGUCCACACUGUACACUGGAAACUCUCAGGCUGAAUGGCUGUCAUCUGUCAGAGAGAUGCUGUGAAGCUCUGGCCUCAGUUCUCAGCUCCAACUCCUGUAAUCUGAGAGAGCUGGACGUGAGUUCCAACGAUCUGCAGGAUUCAGGAGUGAAGCUGCUCUCUGCUGGACUGGGGAGUCCACACUGUACACUGGAAACUCUCAGCUUGUCUGGCUGCCUGGUCACACAGGAAGGCUGUGCUUCACUGGCCUCAGCUCUGAGCUCCAACCCCUCCCAUCUGAGAAAGCUGGACCUGAGCUACAAUCACCCAGGAGACUCUGGAGCUGCGCUGCUCUCUGCUGGACUGGAGGAUCCACGCUGGAGACUGGACACUCUCAGUGUGGAGCACGGUGGAGUGUGGAGGCUGAAACCAGCUCUAAAGAAGUAUGCCUGUGACCUCACACUGGACCCCAACACGGCCCACAGAGAACUCUCUCUGUCUGAGGACAACAGGAAGGUGACGGAGGUUGGAGAGGACCAGUCGUAUCCGGAUCACCCAGACAGAUUUGACUACCAGCCCCAGGUGUUGGGUAGAGAGGCUCUGACUGGCCGCUGUUACUGGGAGGUAGAGUUGGAAGGAGUGGUUAGGAUAGGAGUGACAUACAGAGGAAUCACAAGGAGAGGACGGGGUGGUGACAGCAUGCUUGGAGGGAACAACAAGUCCUGGAGUCUUCAUUGUUAUGAUGGUGGUUACUCUGUCUGGUACAACGGUAGAGCGACAGCCCUCCCUCUCCCCCCCGCUGGCUCCACCAGAGUAGGAGUGUAUCUGGACCGGCCUGCUGGCUCUCUGUCCUUCUACAGAGUGUCCCCAGGUGGAGGAGGGUCCUCAGACACACUGACACACAUCCACACCUUCUGCUCCUCCUUCACCCAGGAGGACCUCCUCCCGGGGGUGAGGGUAGUGGGGGGCAGCGUCUCUGUGAUCCCUCCGCGGUAG